AUGAGUCCUGCUCAAGUUAACAAGAUUACUUAUAAUUUUCUCAAUAAUAAUUAUUAUUUUGCUACUACUGAAAGGGUUUGUCAGUUUGAUGGGUUUUUGGCUGCUUUUCCCGAAGUUUAUUUUCCUAAUUAUAAUGUUAAAUUAAAGAGUGAAUUAGAAAUAAUUUCUCAACUAGAAGCCAAAAAAAUUGAAGUCCAAGAAUACCAAGAAAAUAAACCAGUACGCUAUAAUGAAGGAAGUUUGGUCCAAGAAUUAGAGAGGUUAGGUAUUGGUCGCCCUUCUACUUACAAUUUAUUUGGUCGGGUAUUGUUAAAAAGAGGCUAUGCUGAAUUAAAUGAAAAGGGGCAAUUUAUUCCUACUCCCUUAGGGGCAUCAGUUAAUAAUUGA
Messenger RNA from Paraglomus brasilianum, 387 nucleotides. Lineage: Eukaryota; Fungi; Glomeromycota; Glomeromycetes; Paraglomerales; Paraglomeraceae. The record is from the annotation of a GenBank genome assembly.